Messenger RNA from Paramisgurnus dabryanus, 1348 nucleotides. It is a transcript of the gene tfam, whose product is annotated as transcription factor A, mitochondrial. Lineage: Eukaryota; Metazoa; Chordata; Actinopteri; Cypriniformes; Cobitidae. Gene Ontology annotation, biological process: regulation of transcription by RNA polymerase II. The record is from RefSeq and is a predicted model, not a curated record.
UUUCCCAUAAUUCCCCUCGGUCAGAUCUUCAAGUUUAGCGUUGAAUGGCGCCUUUACUGGACGAGCUGCGAUAAUCUCCAAAUAUACAUUUUUAUUUCAUCAAAAACUCGCCCUGUUUUUAUCGUGUUCGAGACCUAUAUAUUCCGUUCAUAGUUUUGGGACUGUGUAAAGAGGUGUAUAAUGGCUCCAUUCAGCUUGAUGUCAGUCGGUGCUAAUGUUUUGCUAAAGUCUGUUGGUCUUUUCUCGUAUGCAUCUGUUGUGAGGUGUUCGUGUGUCGUUCCAGCAAUAAAAAGUUUUAGCACUACGACCGGAGCUGCACCCAAAAGACCCCUGACAGCUUACAUGAAAUAUGUACAAGAGACGCAGCCCACCAUCGUCAGACAACACCCAGGAGUAAAAAAUGUGGACAUUGUCCGAAAGAUAGCGCAGCAGUGGCGAGCUCUCACUCCUGAACAGAAGCAGCCGUUUCAGGAUGCGUCUUUGGCAGCUAGAGACCAAUACAAACUUGAUCUGGAGAAGUACAAAGCUCAGCUCAGUCCUGCACAAUCUGCUGCUAUUGCAGAGGAGAGAAAACAGAAGCUCGCCAAAAGAAAAGCCAUCAGGAAAAAGAAGGAGCUCAAUACUUUGGGCAAACCCAAACGACCAAGGAGUGCGUUCAACAUCUUCAUGGCGGAACACUUUGAGGAAGCACGAGGAGCUAAUACGCAGGCGAAGUUGAAAUCACUGACAGAUGACUGGCAAAGGCUCAGUGUCACACAAAAACAAAUUUACACACAGUUGGCAGAAGACGAUAAAGUUCGUUACAAAAACGAAAUCAAAUCGUGGGAGGAGCAUAUGACGGAGAUUGGAAGAGAAGAUCUCGUUCGGAGAAAAGAGAGAAGAUCUGUGAAGGCGGCAGCCGCGAAGGAAGCAAAGAAAUCCAAAGUCACAGUGUUAAAGAAAAAAGCCAUAAAAAAGAAAGCCUCUGAUUCAGAAACAGCUGUGAAAAAGACUGUGAAGAGCAGUAAGAAGUGAGAUGUUUGCUGUAUAAAGGCCAGUACCGUCCUGAAUAAAGACUCUGCUUUCUAUUACAGUGUUUAUAGUGUUCCAAGCAUGAAGGUUUUAGGAGGUCCCCAUAUUUUCAACAAAUCCUUUUUUAAGGCUUUAAUGCGUUGUAUUGUGUUCAGGAUAUUUUUGAUCCUGAAAACUGUGACUGCUCAUGCACUGUUAUUCUGAAGUCUAUUUCUCAACAUGACAUGAACUGACAUCAGUUUUGCUUUUUGCUUCAUACAUUGAGUUGUAUAUCACAACACCAUGUUUUGUAUAUCUUUACUUACAAAAUAAACCUUUACAUUUUAUAUAAAAACAA